This is a messenger RNA of Micropterus dolomieu (smallmouth bass), 1344 nucleotides long. RefSeq lists its product as uncharacterized. The record is from RefSeq and is a predicted model, not a curated record. The transcript has 2 exons. Bases 128 to 1027 code for a protein of 299 amino acids. Lineage: Eukaryota; Metazoa; Chordata; Actinopteri; Centrarchiformes; Centrarchidae.
CAGCAGAGGUCCUCCGUCUGUUUGUGUCCACCGUCACAGCUGCCUGCAGCAGAGAGAAAUAAAGAGCUGCCGUCUGGAGACAACAUCCACCAGCUGAGAGUUCCACAGAAAACUUCAGCACAACAAAAUGGGGCAGCUGAUGAGUAAAGAGGAGCAGUUGAAGGAAUUUGUGAAGCGCUUUAAACAGUGUCCAGAUGUGAAGGUGAAUCGAUCCAUCGUGAUGUUCUGCAGCACCUCUUCUUCAGAAACCCUCCAACAGCACCUCAACAACAGGACACAGAAGGAAUACCCCAUCGCAGAUUGGAUGAAGCAGCUCGCAGAGAAGCUCGCCAAUCUGUGUUCGAAGCCUGAACUGGCGGGCCUCGGAGCGCUGGCCAUCGCCAUCUUCAUCGACGUCAUUUCAGCCACUUCCUCUUCUGAGGCCACGAUGGAAGCUCUGCGCAGCGUGUUUGCUGAGGAGAAGGCCUCCGAGGUCUGGGAUCAGAUCGACGAGUGCCUGAAGAGAUGCAUGAUAAACAUCAACAACAGGGCCGAGCUGGUGAGCGACAUCAAACGGAUCGAGUGCCAGCUGAGCGCCGCCGUCACCAAGCUGAAGAACUCUAUGGUGAGGGACGGGCACAUGUCGCAUCAGGCUCUGAAGGCCUGGGUCAACGGGGCGGCCUUCCACAUCCAGAUGCUGAUCCACCUGGUGAGACUGGGAGGGAUUCAAACCUGCGACCCUGUUGUGGGACUCCUCUCUGCUUACCUGAGAGACCUGGACCUCCUGUUUGAAAAGCACAAGGAGGUGGUGAAGAAGAAAUGCAAGCUGCGGGAGCUCAUGUUAGAAGAGGGACUUGCCCCCUGCUUUGUGAGUGAAGAGGAUGAAUGGGAUUUUAUCUCAUACUAUACCCCAUUCAGUGAAUACUUUGAGGCUUAUUAUGAAGAACAUUACAACAGCCAGAAGAAUGAGAUCAGGAAAUACUUCAGGAAGGUCAGAGAUGAUCUGCCAGAGCUGGUCAGUCAGGUCGGCCAUCUCAGUGUCUGCUGAGGAGCACAUGUGCUCUUAACUGAACACAUUUAGGAGGAGAGUGAAAAUGUAACAAUGUAAUGUGCUCCUUCUGCUUGUGAUGUGCAACCAGUGGAGGACCAUGGAAGUGGUUUGCAUGUAUCUGUUUUUAGCACUCCUUCUCAGAGUCAUAACUCAGUGUUGAAUCAUUCAGUGUGACUUCCUCUUCCCGAGGAUUCAAUUUCAAUUCAAUUUUAUUUAUAUAGCGCCAAAUCACAGCGCUUUUCAUAAAAGAGCAGGUCUAGAUCGUACUCUAUGAUGCUAUUUACAGAAGCCCAACAGUUCCCACCAAGAGCAGC